UUGCCUUGUGCUGCGGAGCGCGGGAACCAUGUUUGUCGCCCGUGAGAUUCCUGCUGAACACAAAGAUUUGAUUCAUGAUGUAUCUUAUGAUUAUCAUGGAAGACGAAUGGCCACCUGUUCCAGUGACCAAAGUGUAAAGGUGAAAAUUUGACAUUACACAACUCUUGACAGGUUCAGUGAUGCUCUCGAGAAACCAUCUACAUGGCCAGCUAUAUUACUAACAGUACAAAAAUGAAAGUCCCAGGUCCAAGACUAUGACUAAGUUUGAGUCCCAGUAACACAGUGGUGUCACCCGUGUUCUGGGUAAAUCAGUAGUGAAAUGCAGAGGUUUCAAUAAGCACAGACAAAACACGUCAACUACUUUGGUUAGAGAAGGAACUGGAUUAUCAGUCUUCUAGGGUACAUGUACCUGGCAUCUGAAGAGGGAAUGACUAGUUCUUUUAGUCCGGAUACCCCGGAUUCCAAGUGACAGGGAUGACUGAAGGAUUUUUUUUGGGUUUGAAAUUUCCGAUUUCAGGAUUUUUGUCGGGAAGAAAAAUUUUGGCAAGUAUUUUUUUGGGUGGCUUGAUUUAAGUAGGGAAUUUUUUGGGUGUUCAAAACAAUCUAGGGGUGGCGAAUGGUACCUUGAAAAACGUGGGUCUCGGAAAAUUUUGGCAGGAUCUCGAAAUGUCGGAAAUGUUUUUGAUAAGUCUCGGAGUAUCGUUUUUUUCAUGGUUUGUUUUUACUUUUUUUGAGUCUCGAAACUUUUCACCAAGGAGUCUCGGGCUCGGAUUUCUAACUAGGAUCUCUGCGUCUCGGCGAGUCUCGGAUUUUACCAUUCGCCACCCCUCAAUCUGAAGAUUUGUGAUAGUUCCCGUGUAUGCGGGCAUGUAGUUCUGUGAAUAAAGUGACUGUUUGACAUUGCAUAGUAGUUUUUUGGGGGGUCAAAUUUUGGUCCAGGGUUUUUUUUAUUUUGUUUGAAGCCCUAGGGAUUUUUUGGAGUUUGAUUAUUUCCCCCAUUUGAUCAUCCCUGUCACUUGAAAUCCAGAGUACCCCCCUGGGCUUUUAGUCCCUUCCAUAAAUUUUUGUUGAUUGCCAAAGGCAUUGACUUUUUUUAAUUCGUUAAAAUUUUGCAAGAUCUCUAAAACUGUUGCUGCCAAUGUACAUACAUGUAGGUAUGGGAUCUUGGAGAAGAUGGACAGUGGCACUGCACAGCUAGUUGGAAGGUAUCUAUAGUUUCCAGUUCUUUGAUACGGUAAAGAAACAGUUAAACUGUAUUCUUAGCAAUGAUUAUAACUUUCUUAUUAUGUAGCAAAUUAUUGUUUCUUCUGCUUAGUUGUCUGAAUGUGUCAGAGCUUUUUAUAUUGGUACUAUAAUUUCAAGGAUAUCAAUUACAUGUACAAGACAAGUGUUAUGUGAGGUACAUUUCAUGUGAAUACUUUUCUUUGCCAUUGUUCAGACACAUUCAGGCUCAGUGUGGAAAGUUACUUGGGCUCACCCUGAGUUUGGUCAGGUGCUUGCAUCUUGUUCUUUUGAUAGAACAGCUGCUGUGUGGGAAGAACAAGGUAAGGGCUCAAAAAAUAUCAACAGAGUAUUCUCUCUUUCUGGAAAGUAGGUAUUAGUAUAGGUAAUAGCAUGAUUUGUAGUGAUAUUAGGAAUAAAUUCCACAAGUGAUAUUUCGAAAUUGUUAUACAUAAUUUCACAAGCCAUUAGGCGAGUGAAAUUUGAGACAAUUUUGAAAUAUCACGAGUGGUAUUUAUACCAAAUAUCACGUACAAAUUAUGCUAUUAUUUGUUUAUACUACUACCCGCAAAAGGUUUGUUAUUUUCACAUGUAGGUAUUUCAAAUUAAGCUGAAAUACCACUACUCUAAGCCAAUCAAAUUGCAGAAAUUUUUCAUGUAGUAGUAUAAUACAAUAAACACCAGCAGACAAGUGAUAUUCAGUAAUAAGCUAAUAAAAUAGUGAUGUUUUAUGUAUGUGUUCCAGAAACAAAAUUAAACUUGGGCAUUUGAUUAAUAAUUAAUUUAUAUAUAAUAGUAAUCAUCAUCAUCAUAAUCAUAAUCAUAAUAAUCAUAAUAAUUGAAAAAAUUAUUACAUGUAAUUAUUUAAAUAAAUAUAAUCAAAUGCCUAAUUUAAUUAUUACUUUGGUUAAACACAUUGAAAGGCAAUCCUGUAAUGUAAUUGCAACUCAAAGCAACACCUGUAUGAUGGGGGUUUUGUGACAGUUAAAUAUGCUGGCAAGUUCAUUAGGAAGGCAUCUUGACCUUGGUAUUUUUAGUAUAAUAAUAUCAUUGAUCAGGUGAUUAUAGGGAUAUGUGCAUUCUGAUUUUAAUAUUGAUGUAGAGUUGUUAUCCUUCCACCAUAAGUACGACCAACUCGGUUGAUCAAAAUUAAUUGGAGGUACUUUUAAUGUGUGGCAUGUCAUUUUCCAGCCAGUAGUAUUUCACUUUGGGGAGUGGAAAUGGAAAUCCUUUAGUGAUCGCUGCAAGCUCUUCUUUUUUCCCUCUUUUCAUGGUUUCACCACUCACCUACAUGUAUGUGUUCUCUUUGCCUCUUGAACUUAACCAUAGGCUAUGGAUGAAUAUGAAGGGAUGAUAUGCAAGGAUGAAUAUAAAUUUUUCCAGGCUGUAGGAGUAUUCUUUCGUAUCAUGUCAACAACUAAACUGCAAAAGGUUAAAUCUAUUUAAAAUUUGUUUUAGUUGUAGGUACUGGUGAUGGUAUAUCACAUGGUCAGAGUCACUGGGUAAGCUAACUUUCAUGUUGUUUACAUGUUGACCACACCCCAGUCAUUAGUAAUUUUAUAACUCUUGCUUAGGACCCAUGUAUAUUUGUUAUGCACAAUUUGGAUGAUUAUUUUGAAGGUAAAAAGAACAUCUUUGGUGGACAGCAGGACCUCUGUGACAGAUGUCAAAUUUGCCCCAAAACAUUUAGGACUGCAACUGGUAGGAAAAUUGUAUCUGACUUAUGAACAAUUUUGUCAGGUUUUGUGUAUGAGGUUUUGUGUAUGCUAUGUUGCAUGAAACUGAAAAUGUGUUAUGUAGUUGAAAUAAUUAGUUUCAUUUGAUUUGAAAUUGUAAGCACUUAGAAUUUAUUAAGAAAUCAUUUAAUGGUCCAUGGAUUGUGGAUCAAAAAUUGGAAUUUGGAAAUGUUGGUUUUGAGGUGAGGGAUAAAACAGAGUACUUGGAAAAAACCUCUCAGAGCAAAGAAGGAACCAAUACCAAAGUAAACCCACAUACAGCAUCAAUGCAGUGAUGUUACAUGUCAAAAUUAAAUUCAGGUUAAAGUUUUUUUUAACCUAGGUUGUUCCCUAUUUCCUUUGUCUCCUAGCCCUAAUACAUGAAUUCACAGGGCUAGGAGACAAAAGCAAACCGAGAAUCAACCUGGGUUAAAAAAUUUCAAUCUGAAUUUAAUUUUGACCUGUAACAGGGAUUUCAGCAUAGGCCAGAUUGGUGGGAGGUGAGUGCUCUCAUUACUGUGCCAUCCUUAACUUGCUCCCCGACAACGAGCCAAAUUUAAUGUUUACGUGAAAAAUAUUAACAAAGCUGCUUUCUUUUAAUUUGCUAUGAUUUUGAAGCCAGCAACCAGUAUUGUAGUAUUCAAAUGAUACAAAUUAUGUUCACCUCCACCAAAUUGUACAAGAGGCAUUGAGUGGAAUUUUUUAUUUUAUUUUUCAGGCUACAUGUUCAAAGGAUGGAACAGUAAGAAUUUAUGAAGCACCAGAUAUUAUGAACUUAAGUCAGUGGCAGUUGCAGGUCUGUUUUCCAUACAACAUUUUCCUUGCUUUGUAUUUGUAUUUGUAUUUUUUAUUUCUUGUUUACUCCAUUUUAUAAAAAAUAAUACAUCAGUUGUACAAUUUCAAUUAAUGCAAGGUGUUUCAACAUCGCUUUAUUGCUAUAUAUAUUUUUUUCAUUUUAGAAUGAAAUCCAACACAAACUGAGCUGUAGCUGUGUGUCAUGGAACUUAUCAAGGUAUAAAGAAACAGUUUCUGUAAGGUCACCCACCUUUGUGAGGCUGCAUUACUGUAUGACUUAAACGUUUUUUAUCCAUGAUGUAGACAAAAGAAAUGUACCAAUAUAUAAUUAUUUGAAUUUAUUUUGUACAUCACUAAAUUUUGCACACUCAUUUAUUCAGACCAUUUCCACAAGAAAAAGUCUAGACUCUUUCCAAUACUGUAAAAUAGAAGUUGUUAGACUGACCUUCCACAAUUAGCUUAGCCACCUGCAGGUCAGUACAAUAAUUGUAAAUAAUUGUAUCAUUACAUAAACAAUAAACAUGGAACUUAGAUCGUAGAUCUCUAUCUUACUUAUUGCUGUUCUUUGUAUUUAAGGAUGCAUGCCCCAAUGCUUGCUGUUGGAAGCAAUGAUUCUAACCCAAGUGCAGGAGGGAAAGUUCAAAUACAUGAAUAUGACGAAGCCAACAGGUAGAUACGUGUACAAGCGUAUUGUAUGUCUUUUCACUCAGUUAAGUGCCAAGCAUGUUGGUGAAGGUUUGAUUAUUAUCCAAGGGACUUAAAUCUAUAUUUUGAUGACAAUAACGGAAAGGAAACACUGUAAAAAAGAAAUAUUCAAACUCUUUUUGAAAAGAGAACAUAACAUACCAUUAUUUGUUGUUGUCAUUUGUUACAUAUUUUAUAAAAAGUCCAUUUUUCUAAUUAAUUUUAGAAAGUGGCACAGAGUGGAAACUCUUAUGGCAAUCACAGAUGCUGUCAAUGAUGUGGCAUUUGCACCAAAUCUUGGAAGGUGACUUUAGAAAUAUGAUUAUUUUAGUGUCAAAUGAUCAAAACACUCGACAGGGAAUGGGAACAACUCCAAGCAUGUUGCUCAGUACUCAACCACAGCAGAACUCGCAAUAUAAGUUGUGCUUGGCUACAUGCUGGUAAAUGACUUUCUUGUUCUUCUUUAAGCUUUAUAAAUCAGACAUUCACUUCUUUGCAUUUCCUAUGUGGCUGUCAGUGAAAAUAGGUCCCUUCUAGAUUGCAACUAAGAAGCUUUAAAAGUUCGCUGUAAAAAAGGUUUAUGCCAUCAUUAAAAUUGAAAAAAAUCAAAAAGGAAUGGGCAUAACAUUUUUUCCCUAGUCAAGGUGGAUAAACCUGAGCUCUAAAUCAUUAUAAAAUUUUCAUAUGGUAAAUGGCUUUAACUUAAGUGAAUAAUUUAUUGAUAAUCCCUUAAUAUAUAUUUAUAAUUAUACAUUUCCAGUGCUCAUAACCAGUUUGUCAUGUAUUGCAUUGUAUACACAAUUCAUUUAUCUCAUAAUUUGACAUGAUUUUUUACCAUAGGUCUUAUCAUCUCUUGGCUAUUGCUUCUAAAGAUGUUCGUAUAAUGAUGCUCAAGCCAUAUGGGUAAGACUGAGUUAUAGUUACAUUUCAUACAGUGCCAUCUAAGUUUGAAAUUUAUUGUAAAAAAUGUGUUAUACCAUAUUACACAAAAUGCACUAACUCAAAGCAGUUUAUCUUAUGCUUUUUUGAGACAAGCAUUGCGGUAGGCUUCAUUAACAGGCUUAUUUUGUUCAGCAAAAUGCUUACCAAAAUAAUGUACCAUUAAUUACCUUGGUUUAACCAGAUGAUUAAUAUUGUUAAGACCCUAUCAUGCAAUCAUUAUUUCCCACAUUAAUUUCUCAAAAAGUAAACGAUACAAAUGUAUUCUUAAACCUUUUACUCGGUAGAAAUAUAAUUAAAUGUUAUUCUUUUUUCUUGUUUGGAAUGUAAUAGAGACCAGGGAAGUGGUGCAGGAGGAAAGUUAUCUAAACUUGACAUCAGCCUGGCAGCACAGUUCAGUGACCAUGAAUCACAGGUUAGAAACAUAGUUUAUUUCUUCAGUUAAAUAAAUAAGCCCCUCUUUUCAACAGCCACUUUGAGGAUAAACUUUAAGGUACAGUAUUAAAGUGGCUUUUGUAGACAGAUGGUCUACAUGGGAAGUAGGGGCUUAGCUAGUGUAACACCAUUCUUUGAAAGGUAGAACAAAUUUUAAUUUUUUAAUGCUUUUAUAAUGCUUUUCAUUGAAUUUUUGGUGGAAUAUGUAUUAAUUGAACAAACAACUACAAGUGUCUGUCUUGCCUGUGCUGUCUCUCUUUUUCACAUCUCUCUUCCCCUUUCCACCUAGAAAUGCCUGAUAUUUAGGCUAUUCUCCCACCAAAAAAUAAACCAGUUUGCUUUCUUCAAAAAAAACCCAGAAUUUUCUUUUCAGUGUGACUCAUACUAAGGUUUGCUAUUAAAAAAAAGUAUGAUUGUGAAACUUAAUUAAUAAGGAAUGUUUUUGAGCAACUUGUUAUUUCCGGCAAAGAUGUCACUUGCACCCUGGACCUUUGUGCCAUCACAAUGACCGAGGUGAUUUUUGUUUCAGGUUUGGAGGGUUGAGUGGAAUGUAACAGGUACCAUUUUAGCUUCAUCUGGGGAUGAUGGAUGUGUGAGACUGUGGAAAGGUACAACAUGAAUGAACAACAACUUGAAUAAGAGUUACCACUAGUUUGUCAAAAUGAAAGAAAAGUUAUCUCAAGGAAUGAACUUUUAACAGGGUUGUCAGAAAGUUUUGAAGUAGACGGCUGAGUUGUCAAAGUAACCAGCCAGUCCUGGGAUAUCUUAUUUAAAAAAUGCCAUUCAUAAAGAAAUGCUAAGCAGAGAAGCCAGCUGAUACUAACCAAGUAGGAGGCGAUUUUCGUCAGCAGCCGGCUACUUUUGACAACCGUGCUAUUAAAGUUACCAUUAACAAGUUUGGAAUUCAAGUUUUAGGUUGAUAUCAUGAGGGUUAAUCCUCUGUUAUCUGUCUGGGAGACAUAGGUGCUACUACUAUUAUCUCCGCCCGCCUCAACUAGCACCUGCUAUUUGUGGGCAGAAAAAUUAUGGACUUUAUGUAAAUGUAGAUUGUUAAUAAUUAUAAUAAAGUGUGUGUGAAAGUGUGUGUGUAGUGGAAUAUGUACUGUUUAAAAGACAAGCAGGAGUGUAUUCGCCUCAAGAUUUUAAACCUGAGAAUACAAGACUACAAGUUUUCUGAAUGGCUUCAAAAUCUUUGAUAUCGAUCAAAUCAUCCUUGAACUAAUAUAUUUAGAUUUGGGGUCAUUUUGGUCUUAAAAAUUGGAUUUAAAGAUUAGCCAUGUCUUUAUCAGACACUCAAUAAACUUAAAAUUUCUUUUGUUUUUCUUUAUGGAUUAUAAAAUGAGUUUUUGAAUGACAUAUGGUUUGACCAUCUAUGAAAAACAUACAUUUUCAACAUUACACUCACUGGUCGCAAAAUUAGAUUUUGUAGUUACGUGCAUUGGCAUUUUCAAGAAAUACAUACACAGAAAUAUGAAUUAAGCUUAAAUUCAUUAGAUUUUUUGUCAUUCAAAGGUGCAAUCUUUUUUUCUUAGCCAACUACCUCGACAACUGGAAGUGUAUUGCUGUAUUGCGUGGUGAUGGCACACCAGGGUCAAUGAAUGGACCAAGUAUGAGUGGAAAAGAUCCAAAAACAGCUGCACUAUCAGCCGGUUUCACCACACAAAGAAUGUGGUACUCUUGAUAUUACAGUACCAUGUAACUCUGGGUAAUCAACCCUAUGCAUUGAUCAAGUAAUAAAGAACAAAUUCAGCAGUGGUACUUCACAAGGAACAGAGACUGACAUAGUACUCUGGUAUAAUUUUUAUAGUGGUUAGAACUGUCAAACCUCAACAUUCUUGACACUAAAAUUAAUGUCAAAAAAGAUUCAUUUGAAUUCAUCUCAUGUACUUUAUAGCCAAGGCUGCUUUGUGUAAAUUUUCACCUUGAGAUAAAUGUUGGAUCAGAGGAAUAUAUAUAACUUGUUACCAGGGGUUUCAAUAAAAAUUGAAGUAGCCAGCAGGUUUGAAUAGAGUAACCGACUGUAUCAACAAGGGGCCAGUAGUUCACUGUUACUAAGUUAUGUACAUUUUUGUGUGAACAAAUGCUAUUUUUGUCCAUGACAUUAUUCAAACUAGUUACUUCUUCUUUUUGGGAAAAAAGUAGCCGACUUCUCUAAGCAAAGUAGCUGAUGCAUUUCAUCAGUUGUCGGUGAUUAGUGAAACCCCUGUGUUAAUUACUUUUGUUAAUGAACAAUAAUUCAAGGUACAAGGUCAGUUAGGAGUUAGUAAUACCUAAAGGAAUUGACAAAAUUUGUUUACUCAGAAGUUGGAUCAAAAAAGGAAGAUUUCUGUAGGUAAGGGCUUAGGGGAGUAGGUUGGUGGUGGUUCCUUUUUUUUGUGCUUGUGCACAGCAUGUAUUACACCCAUAUUCCCAUCAUCAGUUUGUAUCUGAGGUGAAAUUAGUCUCCCACAAUCAAAUUCCUUGAUCUGCCCCUGUUGCUGAGAGCUUACGAAGCACAAGUUAUCACUUUAAAUAUUUCCUACAUUGUUUAAGAAGUUGGUUUAUUGCUAGUAACCAAACAUAACUAAUCGAUGACAUCAAUGACAUCAGUGAAAUCAAUGAGUAAUCAAUAGGUAAUCGAUAGGUAAUCAGUUGAUUAGUCAUUGGUUAUUGCCGAUGAUCAAUGAGUAAUCGAUGACUAAUCGAUAGGCCACAAAAUUUUUGGUCAUCGAUUAGUCAUUGAUUGCAUUGUUUAGUCAUUGAUUUCAUCCAUUACUCAUCGAUAAUUAUCAUCUCGUGGCUGCAAACAUAUUUGGCGAAGAAAAACAAAAUUUAAAAAACUUAAAUGUAAACAGAUGUUUCCCAGUUUAUUCUUUUCAGCUUAAGUAGUACAUGGAAAUUAAAGUUCAGAAGGUUCUCCAGUAUCUCUUUGCCGUUUGUUGUUGAACCAUACCUUGACGGUUGCCACGUCAAGGUUGUUCAGUUUUGCAAAUUCUUCAAUAACUCCGUGCGAUGGAUACUUGCUGUCUUUGUACAAGGCUUCAAGGGUCAUUUUCUGCAAAUGUGCAAAUUUCGUCCUCCUAUUUGCGAUUGAUGAAGCAGCUCGUUUCCUUUUUCCUGUAAAGCAGGAUCUUCAGGAUCUCCAGAUACAAGGAAAAAUGCGUCUAACACAGAUAAAAGAAUCACAAACGAAAAAAAAUGGUACAAGAAAGCAAGAAAAGUGUCUUUCGUGCGUAGUAUAAAAGAUGAUGAGUAAUCGAUGGGUCAUCGAUGAGUAAUCAAUUACAUCAAUGAGUAAUCGAUGUCAUCGACGAGUAAUCGAUAGGCCACAAAAUUUUUGGGCUUCGAUUACUCAUUGAUCAUUGCCAAUAAUCAAUGACUAAUCAACUGAUUACUCAUCGAUUACUCAUUGAUUACCAAUUGAUGUCAUUGAUCAUCAAUUAGUUAUGUCUGGUAGUAAUAACCAAUGGUUAGGACGUGUCAGUGAGAUCCUUGCAAGGUGUUUCAGGUUCUUUAU
This is a messenger RNA of Porites lobata, 9285 nucleotides long. The record is from the annotation of a GenBank genome assembly. Lineage: Eukaryota; Metazoa; Cnidaria; Anthozoa; Scleractinia; Poritidae.